Messenger RNA from Dentiscutata heterogama, 287 nucleotides. The record is from the annotation of a GenBank genome assembly. NCBI's taxonomy places the organism in Eukaryota, Fungi, Glomeromycota, Glomeromycetes, Diversisporales, Gigasporaceae.
AUCGGAAAUGGAAGCAAGUAGAAGCUAGUGAUGUUUUCGUUACCAAUAAACCCGAACUUGAAUCUGUACUGAUAUUGGGUCAGCCAUGGUUCCAGGAAAAUACAAUGAAAGUGGACUUCCCAAAUAAAACUCUUACAUUGCUCGAUGAAACUAGUUACGAGAUUAAAUCUUUUGGUACCACUGUGGUGCUCCUAUUCUAUGGCGUCGCAUUGAGUUUUUUACAGAAAAAGAUUAUCAGAGAGGUCGGCAUGGUCAUAAGAUACCUCGAACUCUUACCUGGCAAUUGA